AUGAGACGAACAAACCGCGUAGAGCCGGCUAGUACCGGUAGUGACGCUGACGAUUUGGCACGAGCUACAGUAACAACAACAACACGUAUGGAAUUUGUACGACGAACUCAAGUCGUUCCUAUGAGAGAAGCACUUGCUCAAUUACAUUGCGAUCUCAAUCAAUCGCUAGCUGGUGAUGUAAUCAUUUCACCGAGAAUUUGGACCGGAAUGCAUACCGUUGGAACACCCGUGACCGUCAGUAGUGGCUCUCUGAAAACAGUAUGUCUCAUCGGCAUCCUAUUUAUUGCCGUUGCAUUAGUUGCUCUUUGUACUACGAUUAUUGGCUUAGCAAUUGCAUUUGGAAAUACAAGUUCUGUCGGCCAAAGUUCUAUUGAACGAUAUGAUGUUGGUAAUUUAAAUUUUGGAAUGAGUGGUACUAAUGCUAAUCAAUAUCCUUCAAAUAGUUAUUUAUCUAUUGAAAACCAGGCUGCUGUGGAAACAUAUCUUUCGGAUCAAUUGUCUACCGAGCCUGGUUAUCGUGGUUUACUUAUUGAGGGAGUUCUUGUACAGCAAAAUGCGUCAAGUGGUCGACGACGACGACAGGCAACAUCAUGUUCCACUACAUUCAUUAUUAAAAAUAUUCAAAUUUAUUUUGAUGCUUGUUCAACUUGUAUAAGUUCACGCAAUGCUGCCUUACGUCGUUUGUUUGCGAAUUUAACAGCGUUUCAAAGGCCACUAAAUUUAUCAGCAAGCAGUGGCAAUGCAUCUCAAGUAUCUCUAGAUGUAUGUUCAACACCAAACAUAACUGCUCUCUACGUACCAGUAGUAUUAAGUAUUUUGGAAGCACAGCAAAUCAGUUCAAGUCUUAUAACAUCAACUGCAUCUACAGCAACAAUUACAGCAACAUCAACUGCAUCUACAGUAACGACUGCAGCAACAUCAACUGCAUCUACAGCAGCGACUGCAGCAACAUCAACUGCAUCUACAGUAACGACUGCAGCAACAUCAACUGUAUCUACAGUAACGACUGUAGCAACAUCAACUUAUGCAGUAUCAACCAACAUAGCUGAACUAACAACCCGUUCGCCCGAUACAGUUACUUCUCAAAAUAUUCUUACAGAAAAACUAACAACAUUGCAAGCCAGUUCUGUAAAUUCAAUCGAAGCAAGUUUCCCAUUGGCUACAACAAUAAUUAAUGAUAUAAGUACUAUUAUACCUACAACUAUAUCGCCAACAACAACAGAUUCGACAUCAAAGAUGCAAUCUACAAAUGGGCAAAUUUCAACAAUUAUAUCUGAAAUAUCUACCGUUUUCAAGGAUUCAACAUCGACCGUGUCCAUUCCGAUAGAUCAAACAUCUUUCAUGGAUUUAACAACGAUAUCCGGCACAAUUCAGGAUACAACAACUUCAAAACAAACCUCAGACACAACAAUAUCAGUAGGUCUACCUGAGCAUACCACGUUGACAGGUCAAACUACAUAUACAACAGGAACAAGCCCGGGUGAACAUACAACUUCUGCAGGUCAAGCUGACAGUACAGCAUCGAUAGAUCAAACUGAUCACACAACAAGAUCCCAGAUAAUUGGUGAUACAACACUAUUAACGAGUGAUACGAUGUCAACGAGAAGUAUUCAUGAGACAGUAAUAACCCAAGCAUUUACGGCAAUAACAUCUUCUACCAAUCAACCCACAAUAUCCGGUCAGUUUACGGACGUAUCAACAUCGAUACAUAGUGAAUCAACAAUAUCAUCGGUAGCUGAGACAGUGACAUCACAAGUGUUUGAAGCGAGUAGUUAUCCUAUGGCUUUAACUUCAUCACUCAGUACGGAUGCAAUGGCAUCAUCGUCGGUCGGUUUUACUAGUGCACAAACAUCUACUCGCCAUGAUACAAUAACUGCAGCAACAAGUAGUGAGUUUGAAACAACGCCUCUUAACAACUAUAGAGACCUAACAACUGGGACAGUAGAACAAUUAUCAACAAUACAUGAUGCUAGUACUUUGCAAUCUGGUCUAUCUACAACGACGAUUAGCCAAGGUCAAGAAACAUCAUCGACUCUUACGACUGAAUCACCAUUGUCCACACCGAUUUAUACUUAUUCAACUGGUGCCUCUCAUAGUUCGAUCAUACCAGAAGCUACUACAAGUAAAAUUGAAAUUGAUACUGCAUCGCCCUUUUAUCAUGAUUCAACAACACAAAUAUCUGAACUGCAACCUAGUACAGUAUCUAGUUAUACCAAAGAAACAGGUCUUUCAUCAAUGUAUUCUUCAACUACGAUACAACCAUUAACUGCUGAUACUACUGUAACAUCAUCUGAAUCAGUAGCUCCUACAACUACUAACUAUUUUCAACAAUCUUCUGAUUCUUUAUCAAGUACACCAUCUCAAUUGAUCACCCAAUCGGGUCUUACACAAACAGAAACAUCUUAUGCUUCUGAUUCUACUGGUCAAAUAAGUAGCCAAAUUUUCACAACAGAUACAAUUUUACUAACAACAGCAACACAACAACCCACUCAACCGAUGCAGACAUCAUUUAAUCCAGCAAGUAUUCAAACACAAACUACUACUCUGGAACAAAAUUCAGCAUCUCAGAUAAGCACAGAAACAAUAACUAUGGCAUCAACAACGACAACUCAAAUGUCGUCUUCUACACCCACUGGAUUAUUUACCAGCAUGGAUUUAACUUCAAUGGCAACCAAAUUUGGUCAAUCAUCAUUACCAACAAAUAUUUAUGAAACAAGUGAAUCAUCGUUAACAACAGUUUCAUCAAUAACUAUAUCUGACGAAUUAUCUACCAGCGAAUCUUAUGCAACAUCAUCUGACUUGCAUACAGCCACGACUAUUGUAAGUACUUUUGGCAUGAUAAUAACAAGUACAUUGCAUGAGGAUUCAACUAAUCAGCAAAGCUUGCAAACAUCUUCUUUGACUACUAAUGCUUUACUAACACAUGCUUACGUAGAAAGUAGUUCAGUCACUUCUAUACCAACAAUUUAUUCAUCAAUACAAUCAACAGACUUAUUACAAACUAUAUUCGACAGUACAAUGCCUCAGAUUGACCAAAGUCAAACAUCAAUAGAAUAUAAUUCUCAAUUUUCAACGUUAACGACAAUUAUAUCAACUAACGAAUACAUAACAUCUUCAGCAAAACCUAUCACUGAACAAAUUACAUUGACUGCACUCAUCGAUCCAAACUCAACUGAAGCGAAUACUAUAACAAAUAAUAAUAUAUUUACAAUUCAAACAACUGAAGAAUCAUCAACUCUGCCGAACAACGAUUAUACAUCAAGCAUGAAGUUAUUGGGAUCUCUCAGUACUGAGAUAAGUAAAACAUCGUUGAUAUCUGAUACUACAUUAUCAACUCAAAUGAAUAAAAUAAGUGAUUCUAGUACAGAAUCGAUUUCUUUGUCUACUUAUGAAAAUGUUUUUAAUUCAAUCAAUCCUAUAACUUAUACAGGUACAACAUCAACAACCAUGAGCGUAGAUACAACAUUAGACAAACAACUUCCUACUUCAAUUGAGACUUCAAUAAGUUCUAGUAGUUCUACGCUGGAUAUAAUAACAUCGACUAAUUCUCAAUCAAGUACAGCUGAAGUAACAAUUGAAACAAGUUAUAUCUCAUUGCUUGAUAUUACUACAAACAAUAUAAGCGUUGUAUCAACUAGCCAUUUCAAUCUUGAUUCUUCAACACUUUCAAAUUCACCUACUAGCAAAAUCGAGCUUACGACAGAAGUGUUUUCCACAAUGAAUUCAGAAACACUAACAACUUUAGAAACUAGCUUUUCAACAUUAUAUGAACAAGUCUCAAGUUCAGCUCAGCAAUCAUCCGUACCUUCAUCACAAUCAGUAACAACGACAGGUGCACCAACUGAAUUAUUCGUAGAAACAUCAUCCGUAACUAGUUCAUAUGCACCACAAAGUGAUAUUUCUACGAGCCAGCUAUUAAGCUUUACUUCAACAUUGAUAUCAACAGCUCUGACUGACUCUGCUAUUCAAAUGACGUCUCCUACGAGCAUCAACAUAUCUGAAGAAAUCACAACAAGCACCGCAGUAACAUUAACUACAAGUUUGACACAAAUGUCAAGUUCAAGUGAACAAUUUACCUCUACAUUCGUAUCAUCAUCAUCAGAAUUGGUAUCUACAAUCGACACUACAGCACCAACUACAACGUUGAUAACAUCGAUUUCUGAUAUAUUUUCAUCCACAACCGUUCCGGAAACUAGAGAAACUUCAACGAUUUCAUCAACAGUAUCAGAAACGACUAAAUCAACCUCUGAAAUGUUAUCAUUUACGGACUUAUCCAGUGAUACUAGCAGUGCUCCGAUGUCGACCGUUACCUUGCAGGCAUCACUGCCAUUUGUUGUCGAUGCAUCUCAUGCUACCUCUUCAGCUACUGUUUAUACAUCAGCAUAUGACAGUACAAUCAUCGAUGUAACAAUUGCAUAUGGAUUACAAAGUGACACUACUACCAGUCAACUAACAACAUUGUCUUCAAUUAUCUCAAACUCAACUGAACCAUCUAUUUCCAUCCUGACACUAACAACUACGACAACAGCUGAACAUAGUAUCUAUGAAGCAACACCAGAAACAACUAUGAUUCCAUCAGAAGAACCAAAAACAAGUAUCACCGCAAUAUUAUCUACCAGUUCAGACCAUAGUUCAAGCUCAGCAGAACAGUUCAUUUCUUCAUCAGAACUAGUAACUAGUGUUGGCAGUGCAACAAUGUCGGCAAGUUCUCUUUCGGACACACCUCCAACUACAGCCAGUACAGCGACGGAACUAUCUUCAAUAUUGUCAUCAACUGUCUCAGAUACGACUGAAACCUCAUCAAUUACACUGUCAUCGGCUACAACCCCAAUUGAAGUCACUUCAUCAACCACAGUUUAUCCAUCAAAAUCUGACACUACCAUCAAUGAUUUAACCACAGUCUAUCUAUCACAAGAUCACAUUACCAGUAAUUUAUUAUCAACAUUCUCGUCGGUUACGUCAGAUUCGAGCACAACAACCACGUCAAUACUAGUUCCAACGCCUGUAACUGUUUCUCUUAUUGAAACUACAACAAUAGCUCCACAGACUACCGAACUAACAACGCUCGAAACAAGCACGAGUACAUCGGAACUACUACAAACAAGUAUCACGGCAAGACUAUCUAUCAGUUCUGAAUAUACUUCAAGUCCAACUGAUCAGUUCGGUUUGUCAUCAGCACCAGUACCUACCGUUGCCACGACAACAGCGGUAUUCAAUUCGAACUCUGACUCAACAUUGAUGACAUCUGUUUUAGAAACAUUUUCAGCUACAAUCAUUCCAGAAAGGACACAGUCUUCAACGUUGUCUCCGAUCUAUUCAGAUUCCACUGUAACAUCUACAUCAACAUUGUUGUCAACAAUCGUCACUGCUACUCACAUGGAAAGCACCAUCACAGCUGAAGAAAACAUGACAAACACACAAGCAAUCCUAUCUACCACUUCCGAACAAACUUCAAGCUCAACACAACAGUUUUCAUCGCCAUUAGACUUCGUACCUACCAUGGACACAAGUAACUCGAUAUCAGACACUAUUCAUAGUACAACCUUUAUGACAUCUAUUUUCGACACACUUUCAUCCACAACCAUUCCUGAGAGCAAACCAACUGCAACAUUAUCCACAAUAAUCUCAGGAACCAAUAGUCCAAUGAUUGAAACUGCGUCAGUUACAACAUCUUCAACGCUUACUAACACCGCUCCAUCAGCAAAUAUCAUCCCAGAAACAUCAAUGCUGGGAAACACCCUACUCAGCACACUAUCACCUACCGCUACUACUACCAACACAACAUCAUCACCGAUAAUAUACCCGACAAUAUAUGCCACUACAAUUCUCGACCAAACAUUUACCUCAACAUCAGUCUCCACGAGUAUCGUAAAUUCUGUUAUCGAAACUACAACCACCAGCGAAACAACGUUUCACUCAAGCAUUAACACNUCUUCAACUGACACCAUGGGUACUUCCAUAUCAAGUACUAUGCCAGAAAUAUCAUCGUUAUCUGCAAUUGAAGUCGCAUCAUCAACUAUGGGUAGCUCAACGACAUUUGCUAGUACAAUGGGCAGUGUAACUAAUCACGAAUUGCCAACAUCCUCUUUAGCUGACUCAGACUACAGUGUGGCAUCUAAUUCGACAUUACUCGCAACGAGUAUCGUAAAUUCUGUUAUCGAAACUACAACCACCAGCGAAACAACGUUUCACUCAAGCAUUAACACAAUUGAAACGAUAACGGCUAGUGCAGCAGCAGGUUUCUCUGUUGGUUUUGAACAAACAUCUAGCUCCACUGAGCAACUCUCAUUAUCGUCAGCAGCAAUAUCUUCAAUAGACACGACGACACAGGGAUCGAAUUCUGUUGAUAGUUCUACGUCAAUAUUAUCUGGUUCUGAAACAUCUUCAAUUCCGAUAAUUUCAGCAACAAUAUCUGAAACAAUUGAACCAACAAUUAAGACACCAUCGAUUACAGAUUCUUCAACUGACACCAUGGGUACUUCCAUAUCAAGUACUAUGCCAGAAAUAUCAUCGUUAUCUGCAAUUGAAGUCGCAUCAUCAACUAUGGGUAGCUCAACGACAUUUGCUAGUACAAUGGGCAGUGUAACUAAUCACGAAU
This is a messenger RNA of Rotaria socialis, 6598 nucleotides long. The record is from the annotation of a GenBank genome assembly. NCBI's taxonomy places the organism in Eukaryota, Metazoa, Rotifera, Eurotatoria, Philodinida, Philodinidae.